Molecule: messenger RNA, 1104 nt
Organism: Besnoitia besnoiti
Lineage: Eukaryota; Apicomplexa; Conoidasida; Eucoccidiorida; Sarcocystidae
Exons: 8
Coding region: 1-1104 (367 amino acids)
Source: RefSeq, a predicted model, not a curated record
AUGGAGGAUAACGACGUGCUGGAAUGGAAGGCGCGACGCUGCGUCCUGCGCGCGGAGGCGCUGUGGUACACUGACGCAGAGGAGGCGGCUCCCGUGUCUCCCUCCUCUGCCUCCUCGACUUCGCCGUCUGCUUCGUCCGUUUUUUCUUCCUCUGCCUCUCCCUCUUCUUCUUCCUCGCCUGUGUCUCCUUUGGCCAAGAAGGGAGGCGUCCGCUGGUCGUUUAUCCCUCUCCGAGACUGCGUCCAGCUCGUCGCGCCGCCUCACGACGCGCAGAGUUUCCUGCUGCAGACCCGCGAGCGUUCACACUACUGGCGCGCAAAGUCCCAAAGCGAACGCGACGCGUGGCUCCUUUCGCUAGCGACACAGUGCGUCUCCGUGCGAGAAGGCGACCUGUUGCGCGACGUCGAGCUCAGGAUUCGCGAGGGCGAGAAGAAGAGAUCUUCCGCCGCGCUCAAGUGCCUGGAGAGCACGUACACGCUGGACGGGGCGUUGGCGCUCAGCGACACGCAGGAGCUCUUCGAGGGAUUCGUUGUCGAUUUUUUCCGCACGGCCUCGGAGCGAAGCGCCCGCGCUCGAGGCCGCAGCCAGGCGGACGCGCGGCGGGAAGAAGACGAAACAGAGGCAGGCAGCCAGCGCGGCGACGGCGAGACACCGCACGACUCUGGGUCCGACGACGAAGCGCCUCCGAAAUUCACCCUGGAGCAGGUGCUGCGCUACAUUCGGGGCUUCGAUCCCAGGGCGCACUCGGGCGAACAGGCGACAGACAUGGAGAACCCGAGCGGCGCCAGUGCAGAACGAGGCGCUUGCGAGGAAGCGCCGACGGCCGCAGAGGCGAGCGCCGCAGAUACACGAGCGAAGGAAACCGAUAAAAGCCAAGGGCCAGGCGCACAUGCGCCUAGCGACACGCAGCGGGAGCAGCGCGAGAAGAAAGAGAUUCACCGGUGGCUGGAGGAAGUCAUUUUUCCAAAGUUCAUGGGCUCCCCAAUAAUCCAGAGAAGAGUCGUGCAGCUCGCAGCGUCGCGGUCAGUUGUCAGUUGGGGAUGCGACCCGCUGCGAAGUCCGCUGCUGUGCUCGCUGGAGCACACGGGAGGUUUUUCGCGAUAA